Messenger RNA from Danaus plexippus (monarch butterfly), 654 nucleotides. It is a transcript of the gene Bet1, whose product is annotated as BET1 homolog. Gene Ontology annotation, molecular function: SNAP receptor activity. The record is from RefSeq and is a predicted model, not a curated record. Bases 144 to 482 code for a protein of 112 amino acids. The transcript has a single exon. NCBI's taxonomy places the organism in Eukaryota, Metazoa, Arthropoda, Insecta, Lepidoptera, Nymphalidae. Gene Ontology annotation, cellular component: SNARE complex; Golgi trans cisterna. Gene Ontology annotation, biological process: endoplasmic reticulum to Golgi vesicle-mediated transport; vesicle fusion with Golgi apparatus.
UUCUUAAAAUUGUUAAUGGCUGCCGUCAAUAUAGUUUAAAUAUUUCAGAAUACUGUGUGAUAUUGCAUUUUACGUGAUUGUGCCAAUUACAUUCCCUGAAUAAAAGAUUAGAGCUAGCCACAACGGCGGGCCGUAGUAGCAACAUGCGUCGAGCAAGAGAUGGUUAUUCCUAUCAGUCCAUACCGAGACCGCCAACAGAUGAUGUCCUCGAACAUGAAAACGAAAGGAUGGCUGAAGAACUAAGUGGAAAGAUUAACUCGCUGAAACAUAUGUCUAUAGAAAUCGGGAACGAAGUGCGUUAUCAAGACCAAAUAUUACGAAAUCUGGACGACGAUGUUGAUAGGAGCUCGGGCUUUCUGGGGAAAACUAUGAGCAGGGUUCUUAGAUUAGGCAAGGGAAACCAUAAUUAUUACGUAUUUUAUUUAUUCAUUUUUGCAAUUUUUGUAUUCUUUCUUCUGUAUAUUGUGUUGAAGUUUAGGUGAUUAGGAAGAAAUAAUAAUAAGACAUUUCUGGUCUCACAAAUGUUUAAUAUUGUUUUAAGUAUACUUAAAAAUUAUCAUGUAUAUAUUGUAAUUGUAAAUGGUUGCUGUAUGUUAAAAAAGGAAGAAUAGUUUAUUAUUUCUCACAUAUUACAUUGUAAUAUAUAAAAAUGUA